CUACAUGGCACGUCUCGGGUAUCCGAGUCUUGUGGGAGCACCCGGAUCCUACGGGAUGAGGAAAUUCGGGACGGGUUGUGUCAUACCCUCUCCACGUUGCAGUUAAGGAAAACUACUAUAGUUGUCUCCGUGAACUAGUAGAUUUAAUGCAAAGCGACGAACUUGCUAUUGAAAAUCGUAGUGGCAAUACUGCUUUUUUUAUUGCUGCUGCAAUGGGAAGGGUGAGACAUGCUGAACUUAUGUUUGAAAAGAAUGAAAAAUUACCAAGUAUCCGUGGAGAAAAGGAAAUGCUACCAAUUCACAUUGCAGCUCAGGGCGGCCAUGAAAGGAUGGUGGAGUUUCUUUAUAAAGUCCAAGGACCCCUGGAAGAAAUGGAUAGUAACAAAUUUUUUGAUUGCUUGAGGAUAAAAGAAUACAUAAAAAAAAUGUAUAGAGCUGCAUUGAGGAAUGACUGGAACACAACUAUUAGAGAUGUUUUUAAGAAAGAUCCAGAGAAUAUUCCACUGUAUUUAACUGCUAGGAUUUCAGACAACCAUGAUAUGGCUCUCCACAUUGCAGUUGCGGCAGAUUCUACUAUGUUUGUUCAAGAACUGGUAAAUAAGAUGGAAAAAAAAGAUUUGGCUAUUCAAAAUUGUGAUGGAUGUACUGCUUUUUUCUUGCUGCUGCAUCUGGAAGGGUGGAACCUGUCAAGCUGAUGUUUGGGAAGAAUAUAGAGUUACCAAGUAUCCGUGGACAUGACGAGAUGUUACCAAUUCAAAUAACAACUCAGGGCGACUAUAAAGAGAUGGUGACGUACCUUUAUGGAGUCACUAAAGAUAAAUUAACAGAAGAUGAUCUCAUCGAAUUGCUUCCUAAUCUGAUCGCUAGAGUUGAUUUGUUUGAUGUUGCAUUGAAUUUGCUUGAUGAAUACCGUAGUUUAGCCACCAAGAGUUUGAUGGGGAGGACAGCGUUGCAUGUCUUGGCUGGAGCACCCAUGAUGUCUCGUGACUCUGCAAAUCAAAUUCAGCAAGGAAUUUUGAAGAGAUGCUUCAACCUAUUUUCCGGCAGCAAGAAGUUGCCCCAUGAAAAGCUACCCUCGAAGGCACUUAAACUAGCCAAACUCCUUCUAGACAAAGUAGAUUGUCGUGACAACAGGAUUCAGUACGUAAUAAAGGUUGCUGUGGAAGAAGAAAACAUCGAAUUUUUAAGUUUAAUUAUUUGUGAUUAUCCCGAGUUGAUAUGCAAAAUUGACAGAGAUACAUGUGGCAAAACAAGAAGAAUGGUCUGACGGUACCGGCCCACCCCAGGUGCGAG
Molecule: messenger RNA, 1293 nt
Organism: Pistacia vera
Lineage: Eukaryota; Viridiplantae; Streptophyta; Magnoliopsida; Sapindales; Anacardiaceae
Exons: 4
Coding region: 641-1267 (208 amino acids)
Source: RefSeq, a predicted model, not a curated record